AUGGUACGUGGACUUCCUCAACUCUUUGCCUCAAGUGUGACAUGCACCGAUUGCAUCAACGGGAAGCAACACCGUGACCCUAUUCCAAAGAAGAGUACUUGGAGAGCAACUCAGAAGUUGGAACUUAUUCAUGCAGAUAUUUGUGGUCCAAUCACUCCUACAUCUAAUAGCAACAAGAGUAGAAAAGCAUGGGUGUAUUUCUUGGUAGAGAAGUCAAAGGCUUUUAAUUAUUUUAAAUGCUUUAAGACUAUGGUUGAAAAGGAAACAGGGUUAUUUGUUAAGUGUCUUCGCACUGAUAGAGGAGGAGAAUUCAAUUCAAAUGAGUUCAAUGAUUUUUGCAAACAAAGUGGGAUCAAGAGGCAGUUGACCACCGCUUAUACUCCGCAACAGAACGGUGUAGCUGAAAGAAAAAUAGAACCGUGA
Messenger RNA from Prunus armeniaca (apricot), 423 nucleotides. NCBI's taxonomy places the organism in Eukaryota, Viridiplantae, Streptophyta, Magnoliopsida, Rosales, Rosaceae. The record is from the annotation of a GenBank genome assembly.